UCCUUAUAUGGUCUUCCUCCGACAAACCCCUUUACUCAAUGUUUGUACGCAGGCCCCGCCCCCACCAUUCAUCUGUGAGUGUGUGUGUGUGGCCGUAGUAAGGCAUGCGCAGUACAGACGAGUAAAACGGACGGAAUUCAAAGUUUCUGACGAGCCCGUCAAGAUGUUCGGCUUCCAUAAAUCCAAGAUUUACCGCAGCAACGAAGGCUGUUGUAUUUGCAAAACCAAGUCGUCCAGUUCUCGGUUCACGGACAGCAGCAGAUAUGAGGAAAACUUCAGACUCUGCUUCGGUCUGUCAGAGGAUCGGGUUGGAGACAUCUGCAAUGCUUGUGUGCUGCUGGUGAAACGCUGGAAGAAAUUACCACAUGGAUCAAAGAAAAACUGGAACCAUGUGGUGGAUGCAAGGGCAGGACCUGGCUUCAAGCUGACCAAACCCAAGAAAGUAAAAAAUAUUGAUGGAAAGAAGAAAAGUAAACUGAAAAAGCUUCAUAAAUUCAAAAGACAAAAUUCAGAUGCCCACAGCACCACUUCCAGUGUGUCUCCCUCUCAGUCUCCCAGCCACAGUAAUCAGUCGGAUGAUGGGUCAGACAUUGAGACCAAGCAGAGGCGUCCAAACCCAUUGGGGUUCUCCUUUCUCGACCUGUCCUACUGGAAGAGGCAAAAGGUGUGUUGUGGGAUCGUCUACAAGGGGCGUUUCGGUGAGGUGAUCAUCGAUCCUCGUCUCUUCAAACCCUGCUGUAACAAGAAGCGUCCAGCUCUGGCAUCCUCGUCAGACUCUCAGAUCUCACAAACACAUCCUUCCCCUCUUCCAGAGGACAUAAAGGAGGCAUGGUGAUCCAACAAAAACACCCUCCAAACUGUCUCGUUGAGGCCCUCAUAUAGCUUUGUCUCCAGUGGUAGACUCUGAAAUCUUCCCUUUGUUAGAUUACUGUGUAUGAGUUGAGUUUUCCCCUUGCUUUUGUAUUUUUUAUGACUCUUUUGUAAAAUGUAAUUUUUGUACCCUUUUUUUUAUAUAACAGAAAAGGAGGAAAAAAUUGGGCAUUAGGACAUAUUUAUAGGUCUGAGUUAGAAAACUUAAUGUAAUCCAUUUUUUAUUAUUACUGUAAUUUUUUUUUGGAGUUACCAGUGUUUUGUAAAUAUAAUCUUAUUUUCCAUACCAGUGCACCAAAAGACUUCUAUUUGGCAUUUAGUUUGACGGGUUACAGAUGAAUAAUGUAAAGUGCUGUAUCUAACAUUAUAGCCAAGGCAUUAAUGAGAUGGGUGUACUUUUAAGCAAAUACAAUAUUUUACUCAGCCUUGCAGUCUUUUGCUCUGAUUCAAGUU
Onychostoma macrolepis is the source of this 1323-nucleotide messenger RNA. It is a transcript of the gene sinhcafl, whose product is annotated as SIN3-HDAC complex associated factor, like. The record is from RefSeq and is a predicted model, not a curated record. Gene Ontology annotation, biological process: negative regulation of cell migration. The transcript has 6 exons. Lineage: Eukaryota; Metazoa; Chordata; Actinopteri; Cypriniformes; Cyprinidae. The coding region runs from base 8 to 835 and encodes 275 amino acids.